Messenger RNA from Misgurnus anguillicaudatus (oriental weatherfish), 2872 nucleotides. RefSeq names its product ER lipid raft associated 2 (gene erlin2). The record is from RefSeq and is a predicted model, not a curated record. Gene Ontology annotation, biological process: SREBP signaling pathway. Gene Ontology annotation, cellular component: endoplasmic reticulum membrane; endoplasmic reticulum. NCBI's taxonomy places the organism in Eukaryota, Metazoa, Chordata, Actinopteri, Cypriniformes, Cobitidae. Gene Ontology annotation, molecular function: cholesterol binding; ubiquitin protein ligase binding.
AUGUGACGAUGACGUCAGACGCAAAGAAGCGUCGCUGUGUUUUCGGUUGCAGGUGUCUCCAGCUAUCAGGAAGCAGUUGACAUACGUAGUUUACUAAGACUGCCAAAAAACACAGAAAGAAGAAGAAAAUAGAUUCAUGCCAACGUCCACAGACCACAGGAUGACAUUAGCAACUGUUGCCGUCGCGAUCCUUGCGAUAGGAGGGGUUGCUAUGUUUUCUGCUCUUCAUAAAAUUGAAGAAGGACACGUGGGUGUUUACUACAGGGGUGGAGCUCUGCUUACUGGCACCAGUGGUUCUGGAUUUCAUCUGAUGCUGCCUUUUAUUACUACAUUUAAGUCUGUACAGACAACUCUACAAACAGAUGAAGUAAAGAAUGUUCCAUGUGGCACAAGUGGGGGUGUAAUGAUCUACUUUGAUCGCAUUGAGGUUGUGAACUUUCUUGUUCCAUCAGCAGUGUAUGGCAUUGUGAGAAACUUCACUGCUGACUACGACAAAGCCCUGAUUUUCAACAAAGUUCACCAUGAGUUGAAUCAGUUUUGUAGCGUUCACUCACUUCAAGAGGUCUACAUAGGUUUAUUUGAUCAAAUAGAUGAGAAUUUAAAGCUCACGCUGCAGGAGGAUCUCACCAACAUGGCUCCUGGACUCAUUAUUCAGGCGGUUCGUGUUACCAAACCAAACAUCCCAGAAAGCAUUCGCAGGAACUAUGAACUAAUGGAGGGCGAGAGAACAAAGUUACUCGUUGCGGCUCAGACACAGAAGGUGGUAGAGAAAGAGGCAGAGACCGAGAGGAAAAAGGCGGUCAUAGAGGCAGAGAAGGUGGCUCAGGUGUCUGAAAUAAAGUUUGGACAGAAAGUUAUGGAAAAAGAAACUGAGAAAAAAAUAUCAGAAAUUGAAGACAGUGCUUUUCUCGCUAGACAGAAGGCAAAAGCAGACGCAGAGUUUUACACUGCACAGAGAUCAGCUGAGGCCAAUAAGCUGACGCUCACCCCUGAAUAUCUCCAGCUGAUGAAAUUUAAGGCUAUAGCAACUAAUAGUAAAAUUUAUUUCGGAAACGAGAUCCCUCACAUGUUUAUGGACGCGGGACCGGGAAGCUCCUCCAAAGUUGCCUCCAAAGCCUUUAAUGCUUUCUCAGAGGGGAAACUGGACUUAGAAUGAUGAGAUACACUUAAGAGAGAGACCUAGUUUGUAGCACAGAGACUAAGACUAAACACACAGCUCUAAUUGCCAGGAAUUAUACUGAACUGUCCAGCUGAAUGCUAUGAGCCCACUUCAGUAUAACUAACAUGGUAUCAGUUGGGUAAAAAGAAUACAUCUGUAUUUAAACAGGUGUUAGGUAUGCUCCGGUGACUUGGAGUUAAAAUUAUAUAAUUAUAUUACAGUACGUUUUUCUUUUGUACAGAACAAAAGGAAUUAGGUGGUUUAUUUGAAUCUGAGUAUAGUGUACAGAAGCCAUUGAAUAAAAGGUGUUGUAUUCUUAGAGAUGAAGAUUUGUGCAUGUUUUAGUAUAUAUUGAAUUUAUAAAAUGAAUCCGUUUUCAUUCAAAAAUAUGCUUUACUAAGAUGUUUGGGAGCUUUUGGCGUUAUAUUAUUUUUCUAGUCUCCUAAGGCCAAUUCACACUGGUCCAACAACAACCAAGUCCAACAAACCACAACAUACUAAAGUCCCAUUUACUUGAUCCAACAUCUGCCAACAGGGGUUUUACACUGACACUUGGCGUUUGUUGGAUCACUGUGAAUUGGCCUUAAAAUGAUCUUAUACUGUAACUCAGGGACUUGCUUAUUUAUAUUAAGUUUAAAUUUCAUGUGCUCUCCAGAAGCACUAAACAAACACUGUCUAACUCUUUCACCGCCAGCGUUUUUUAAAAAAGUUGCCAGCCGGCGCCAGCGUUUUUCAUGAUUUUCACCAAAGUUUAAUGCCUUCCAGAAAAUGUUCUUCUUUAAAUAUAUAAACAUACAAUAUAGCAAAUGAAAGAACAGACCCUCUGCUUUCAAACAAAAAAAUCGUUUCAUCCUACCUUCAGUGGUUCUUUUGUAAUCAGCUUUUGAAUAUGGGUAGGUUUCUGCAAAAACACCACAUUUUGAGCAAAAAGCAGAGAUAAUUCCAUUUUUGUGACGGACUUUUCAUAGAGAUCCCAUUCAGAGCGAUCUUUAAAACAGACACGGACAUGCAGCAGCUUGCCAUAGGGCAAUACUUCCGGGUUUAAAAAGUUGCGGUAAUAGCGGUAUUGCGGAAAGACGGAAAAUCUCGUCAUUGGCGGGGAAGCGUUUUCUCUUAAUUGACGAGAUAUCUCGUCAAUGGCGGUGAAAGAGCUAAUAGAUUAAAAAAAGACAUUUGUAAAAUUCAGGUUUUCUGAAUUUUGUAAGUUUUUGGGGAUUACCAUAAUGGUAAAUUGUGUGUGUUUCACUUAUGUUCAGGAAGAGCAUGUUCAUACCAUUCUGCCAUGUAUGCAGCUUUACUUAAUGAGUAAUCAUGUGCAAAUACUCUUGCAGUAAACUUACUAAUGCUUCCUGUCAGCACCAUUUACAGUAUAAGAAAAAAUGACGAGGAUGUAGAAAAUCUUGAUGACAGUUGUGGUAGCAAUGACAAAGCAUGUCGUACUUUGGGUUCAGCGGAGUCUGAACCCUGAGCAAAGUCAGUCUUAACACUUUAUACAGUUUCAAACCUGUUUUCUUCCCACCCCUAAUGCUAAUGAGGUUUAAUUAAGACUAGUACUAGAAAUGACCCUGGUCCCCAACUGUGUCCCCAAAUGGGUCAUUGGAUUUAUAUAAUCAAACUAUCUUGGUACCUGUGUGCUCACCCAACUGAAUGAUGUUUAGACAGAUUCAGUGUGCUCACCCAAUUGAAUGAUGUUUAGACAGAUGUCUUUUAUAA